Messenger RNA from Guillardia theta CCMP2712, 1998 nucleotides. RefSeq names its product Hsp70 subfamily B suppressor 1-like protein (gene HBS1). Gene Ontology annotation, molecular function: GTPase activity; GTP binding. The record is from RefSeq and is a predicted model, not a curated record. The transcript is spliced from 22 exons. Gene Ontology annotation, biological process: translation. The coding region runs from base 1 to 1998 and encodes 665 amino acids. Lineage: Eukaryota; Cryptophyceae; Pyrenomonadales; Geminigeraceae.
AUGUCGCGACAUCGCAACGUAGGAGGAUUGGUGGCGGAGGCGGAGGAAGAAUUCGACGAUGACUACUACCUUGAAAAUGAUCACGGACAGCUGCUUGAGAUUGGCGCACGGGUAAUGGCUCGAUUCUACGAUGAGGAUGAGUGGUAUCCGGGAUAUGUUGUGGGAAAAACUGGUAGUGGCUACAUGAUCGAGUUUGAGGGAUACGAAGAAGACGGUGCGCAAGAGACGGCUGUAGAAGAUGUGGAGCUUCUUGACCCCUCCAAGACGAGGAUUGUGAGUAACACAGCAUAUCAGAUUCUUGGGGGGCAAGUUGGGGAGAGUGACAUGAAUAGUGCACUUGAGAUGUCGAAUUUCGAUGUUGAAAAAGCUGUCUCUUUGCUUUUGGAUUGGAUUGCACAUGGCAAGCCGGGGGGAGAAUUAGUUUCGCCUGACAAAGCGAGGAAGCAAGCAUCUACGCCUACAGUCCUGAAAGAUCAAGAACUGAAGAAAUCCAGCACCCCCCGCUCAGAGAAACCAACAGUCACACCGAAGAAGGGGAAGAGUGGCGGGAAGAUGACUCCUUCAUCGCAAAAGAAAAAAAACCAAGAAUUUUCUUCAGUUGCGAAUGAGUUGGAUGGGCUUGGAUUAGAGGAGCACGAGCUAGGAGAAACCAAUGCAGGUGAAGUCGACGAAGAAGCUUUUGAUCUCGUACCUGAAGUGGAGUCGGAUGGUCGUGAAACGAUCAGCUUGGUGGUUGUAGGGCAUGUUGAUGCUGGAAAGAGUACCCUCAACGGGCAUCUGCUUUGCCUUCUAGGAUCUGUCGACCAACGCACAAUGCACAAAUAUGAAAAGGAAUCCAAAGCGAUCGGAAAGGGAAGUUUUGCCUUUGCUUGGGUACUUGAUGGGCAUGCAGAGGAACGAGAGAGGGGUGUGACUAUCGAUGUCGGUGUCACUCACUUCAAGACAGAGCACAGGCAUGUGCAGCUGCUUGAUGCACCCGGCCACAAGGAUUUUGUUCCCAGUAUGAUUUCAGGAGCCGCUCAAGCGGAUGCGGCGAUCCUUGUCAUCGAUGGGUCGACGGGAGAGUUUGAAAGUGGCUUCCACUCUGGAGGCCAAACGGUGGAGCAUGCCAUCCUGGUGAGAAGUCUUGGCGUGCAGCAGAUGAUUGUGGCAGUGAACAAACUCGACAAUGUGGAUUAUUCCAAGGAUCGAUAUGAGCAAAUUCAAGACGAACUUUCUCGGUUUCUUGUGAAGGCGGGCUUUCGUGCGAGCGAUGUCUUUUUUAUUCCAUGCAGGUCCAAACCUUUCCGUGGGGAGAAUCUUCUACAACGGAAGGAUGCAAGGCUCACAGCAUGGUACGACGGUCCAACGCUGAUUGAGCUGAUCGACCUCCUACGACCUCCUCCUCGUCCGGUAGACCUUCCUUUGAGGCUCAGCAUCUCCGACGUCUUCAAGACACAAGCGAUGGGAAGCUGUGUGGCUGGGCGAAUCGAGGCAGGUGUGCUCAGCCCAGGGGCUCAGGUUCUACUCCGCCCUGGAGACUUGACAGCCAACGUGCGAAGUGUGCAGCGUCAUGGGAACAAAGUUGCGACGGCAAAGGCGGGAGAUAGUGUGACUGUCGCGUUGACGUCCAUCGACUUCGAUCAAGUGCAAGUUGGAGCCUUUCUCUGCCCUCCUGAAGCUCCAAUUCCCCUGUCAUCCUCGUUUCUUGCACAGAUUCUCCUCUUUGACAUUCAAGAACCAGUUACACUAGGAUACCAGGCCACCAUGUAUUUGCAGAGUACGAAUGAGCCUGUCGUUGUUUCGAAGAUGCUUUGCACCGUCAAGAAGAGCACGGGAGAGGUGCUCAAGAAGAGGCCUCGUGCGCUUCCCAAGCAUACGACAGCCGUCGUUCAGCUGACGUGCAAUCGACCAAUAUGUGUCGAGACUUUUAAUGAUUACAAGCAGCUGGGCAGAUUCACGUUGCGGGAAAGUGGAAACACGAUUGCAGCAGGGACUAUCAUGAAAAUUGUGUCCUAA